AUGGCCGACAAUGAGAUAACGCUGGUUGAUCUUGUGCGCGACUCGAAAAUCGAAACAAGGCCUCUAGACUCCCAUGUCGUCGAACAUGUACUAUACGAGACGGGCCGGUCCGCGCGACGCCGACGAGUUUCGAAGACAGAGCGAUGGAUUAAAGGCAGACAGCUAGGCCAGGGCACCUUUGGCACGGUGCACCUCCAGACAUGCAGAGAUGGCGGCGGAAACAAACUCAGAGCCGUCAAGGAGGUUAAGAAGUUUGUCAUUGUGGGACAGGAGCUGGACUAUACCCGGGAGCUCGAGGCUAUCAUGAAGUUCUCCAAUGACAAGCUUGACGCCCUUUUCCUAGGCAGCGAUUCAUUGCUAACCCCAAUAGUACAAUCAUUGCUUUACCUUCAGCAGUACAUCGACACCCCUCUCAGAGAAUCCGAAGGGAAAGAAAUCACAGCUCAGAUCCUCGAAGGGCUGGCGUUUAUGCACGAGAACGGGUUCAUUCACCGCGACCUCAAGCCUGCCAACAUUAUGGUGGUCGACAAGAACCCGGAGUGGUUCGUCAAGAUUGCGGAUUUUGGCAUCAGCAAACGACGGCAUCACGAUACCUCGCUUCUCACAAUGCAACGCGGGACACUUGGUUUCGCAGCACCCGAGGUUUUUGGAUCGACCUCAGACCAGUCCUACACAUACUCAGCUGACAUGUGGUCGUUGGGCGCCAUGGUGUAUCGCAUUCUCACAAGUCAGAUGGCAUUCGAUUCUAUAGGAGACCUGUUCAAGUAUGUUCACGACGAGCUCGAGUUUCCGGUCGGUCCGUUGGAAUUGUGCAGCGUCUCUCAAACGGGCCAAGACUUUGUUCUCAUGCUCAUGGAAUCGUGUCCCGGGUCUCGAGGCUCCGCAGCAUCAGCCAGGAACCAUCCUUGGGUGAUUGAACCUCUUAUUCCUACCAAUGGAGAAGACUUCCAUCGGCCUGAGGCUGACAACACGGAGAUGGUUAGGAAUACAGACCUAUCCGUGCCCUCAAAGGCUUGGAGUAGCGAUGAAGAACCCAGGCUCUUUCCAUCUCGCGAAGCCAAGACAUCACUUAAAACUUUAUCCUCGGCUCGGUAUCAUGCAUCGCAGCCUCCCUCAAUAGACCUAACCAUGAAUAUCUCGCAGGAGAAAGGACACUCCUCAAACGCCCACCCCCCUGAGCCCAACUCUACAGCAAAGCCCGAGGUCAAGGAUGGUUCAGACGCCCAAUUUGAGGGUCCAGUAAACAACGCACCAGCACGCUCCGCCUUGAAGUCUUAUCCCUCCUUUGAGAGACCAGCCUGGCUGUCGAGCCAUCACACGGACGAAUAUGAAUACCAGGACUCGUAUGAAUGCACGGAUGAGGAGAACUCGGUUUCUAGCAUCUAUCCCAGCUCCUCCGCAUCCAGACCGGCAAAUAAUCAGUCAAAGUCAAAGUCAAGGCGUGCUGUGACUAGAUUGAAUAUCUGCAGGCUGUGCAAACUGGAGCCACACCCCGCUUUGAUCAAGUCUACCCCUCGCGAAGCUCUCUCCUGUGGUCACUUUGUGUGUGAUUCAUGCCUUGUUCAAAAUAUUUACGCUGUAUUCGUUUGCCCAGACCUGGAUGCUCUUUUUUGCUGCGAAAGCCUUAUUAUUGAUGAGGAUCUGCUACGACGCCUCAUCGCUAAUUGGGAUAUUGGUUCUCGCUGGCAAGGUUACUGGAAUCUUGCCAGAUCUCCAGGCUGGAGGUGCCCAGAAGGACAUCUGAUUUCUCAAAAGCCAGUUAUAAAACAUGAAUCUGGGCUCCUCUUCUGGCGAGAGUUGAUGAGAUGCGACCAAUGCUCCCCUCUAGCACCAGACGCGACCUACUGCGUGUUUUGCUCACGGGUGGGGGGCAUUGAAUAUGACCAGUGUGCCCAUGAUUCAGUUAUCUGGCCGUUCAUACUACGUCUGCAAGCCAGCGGCACCUUCUCUAUCCCCUGGAUACGCGAAGCCAUCGAUCGCGCUUGGAAUGCCAGAACUACCGCUUGGCGGAGGAGAAAUUCACAGAUAGUGGGAAGGGCGACGAGCACCGCCAACCAGAGGCCAAGAAGACCAAAACCGAACAGGGGGUUCAACAAGAAUCUUCCAUCAUGGGAGUUCCUGGACUCGGGGCCAGUCGGUUCUGCACAUUCGCUGGGCUAUGUUAGAGCGGGAGCUGCUCUUCCGUAUUCGCAAGUGCAGGAGGUCUGGAACAAUCAGGCCCAAGAUAUACAGUACUCGCCGAUGCCUGAGCACUCUGAAGGUAACAUCGAGGCCCCUGGGGCAUAUCAAAGGGCUCCAGGAGACAAUCCUCUGGAUGAGGCUGCCCUCGGUUCUUGCCACUUCUGCGGCAGUCUGGACCUUGAUUAUUCACGUAUAACCGUCGAAAGUCGGAUCUGCCACAUUAAGACCUGCCGUACAUGUGGCCAAUCCAGGCAUCGCUGGUUUUAUGGCCCCUCCCAUGUUGCAGUGUCAAUGCCAGGCCCUUCAUCGAGAGACAGAAUCACGCCAGCAAGGCCAAGGAAUCCAUCCGAGGACAAAGCAUUUUACGAGUAUCCGAGACCCAGGCACCGUGACCCCUAUUAUGACUGA
Molecule: messenger RNA, 2589 nt
Organism: Fusarium keratoplasticum
Lineage: Eukaryota; Fungi; Ascomycota; Sordariomycetes; Hypocreales; Nectriaceae
Product: Protein kinase domain-containing protein
Exons: 6
Coding region: 1-2589 (862 amino acids)
Biological process (GO): protein phosphorylation; mitotic DNA damage checkpoint signaling
Cellular component (GO): nucleus
Molecular function (GO): ATP binding; protein serine/threonine kinase activity
Source: RefSeq, a predicted model, not a curated record